Molecule: messenger RNA, 1353 nt
Organism: Fulvia fulva
Lineage: Eukaryota; Fungi; Ascomycota; Dothideomycetes; Mycosphaerellales; Mycosphaerellaceae
Product: Mannan endo-1,6-alpha-mannosidase DCW1
Exons: 6
Coding region: 1-1353 (450 amino acids)
Biological process (GO): carbohydrate catabolic process; fungal-type cell wall biogenesis
Molecular function (GO): mannan endo-1,6-alpha-mannosidase activity
Source: RefSeq, a predicted model, not a curated record
AUGCGGCUCACAGCACUGCUUGCACUGCCAGCGGCAUUACGGCUAGCAUGUGCAAUAGUACUGGACCUCAACGAUCAGGAAUCGAUCAAAAGCGCUGCCAGGACUACUGCAGAUACGAUGAUGACCUGGUAUUUUGGCAAUACUACCAGACCUUAUGCGAUUCCGGGAUUGUUACCUGGACCUUACUACUGGUGGGAAGCAGGAGCAAUGUUUGGCUCCUUGAUCGACUACUGGUACUACACGGAUGAUCCAUCAUACAAUGAAGUCACCACGCAGGGGCUGCUGCAUCAGGUCGGUCCAGACGAGAACUACAUGCCACCGAAUCAAUCAAGAACGCUCGGGAAUGAUGACCAGGCUUUCUGGGGGAUUGCAGCCAUGUCCGCUGCAGAAGUCGGUUUUCCAAACCCGCCUCCAGACCAACCACAAUGGCUAGCUUUGGCUCAAGCUGUCUUCAAUACGCAGGUCGUACGGUGGGAUAUGCGGUCGUGUAACGGCGGAUUGAAGUGGCAGAUCUUCACAUUCAACAACGGCUACAACUACAAGAACUCCAUAUCGAACGGAUGCUUCUUUAAUCUGGCAGCCCGCUUGAGUAUGUAUACGUACAACGCUACAUAUGCACAAUGGGCAGAUACCGUAUGGGACUGGUCUGUGGAGGUCGGUUUGAUCAGCGAGCACUACAUGAUCUACGAUGGCACAGAUGACCGCCUCAAUUGCGCCGAGCACGAUCAUACACAAUGGUCCUACAACGCCGGCGUAUAUCUCUACGGCGCCGCCGCCAUGUACAACAUCACAUCAGGCGCCGAACAAGAAAAAUGGCGCGGCCGCCUCGAAUCCCUCCUCGAAGCCACAAUCCGCAUCUUCUUCCAAGACCAAAUCAUGUACGAAGUCGCCUGUGAACCCCUCUCGAGCUGCAACAUCGACCAGCAAACCUUCAAAGCCUACCUCUCCCGCUGGAUGGCCGGCACCGUCAAAAUCGUUCCCUGGACCCACGACAUUAUCAUGCCCCUCCUCUCCGCCUCCGCCAUGGCAGCAGCUCGCUCCUGCACCGGUGGCGACGACGGCGUGACGUGUGGGACGAAGUGGACUGUGAGUGAGUGGGAUGGAGGCUUUGGGGUAGGGCAGCAGAUGAAUGCGUUGGAGGUUAUUCAAAGCAAUUUGAUUGAUCUGGUGCCCGGGCCAGUGAGUCAGGAUUCUGGGGGCACGAGUGUAGGGAACCCCAAUGCCGGGGUGGAGAGUACGGGGAAGUAUGUUCAGCAUGAUGAUAUUACAACGGCGGAUAGGGCUGGGGCGUGGAUUUUGACAGCGAUGGUUGCGGUGGGGAUUUGUGCAGGUGGGUGGUUUGUGGCUUCGUGA